AUGGCGCUAGUCCCGACUAAGCUAGACAAUUCUGCACCUUUCAUCGUCGAAUACCACCUAUGGGUACCACCAGCAGACAUACAUCCCGACGUCACGCACGACAUAUCGAACACAGUUUUCCACUGCGCAGCUCCUAUUCAGCGACCGUCGCGUGAAAAUCGUUGCUACAAUGAGCAUCCUGACGGCCAACAGGGCAGCGGCUCCAAUAACAACAGGUUUGGCGGAUUUCCUGGCGGGGAUCGCUAUCGGCCAGCGCAGACAACUACGUCGAGCAGCCCACUCACAGGCAGCCGUGAUCAAAACUCUCCUACCUCGUUCAACUUGAGUGAGGCCGACAUCAAAACUGAUUUGCGAGACCGACCGCUGUACCCGAUCUCUUGCUACGGCCCUGGUAAAGGAGCUCCUCGACAACUAAUAGAGGGCCCCGUAGAGAUCAGCCCCGAAGAGCUACGUCUACGAUACUAUACAUUGCUUGCUGCCGGUGAUGAAGCUACAGCUAAACAAGAAGAGGCAGCGUUAGGGAUAAAGAUGGAGCAGCAAUUAAAGGCAAUCUCGGAUGAUAUCCCGGGCGCCAUCAAGUAUAUCGAAGAUGGUGUCAACGUUCACCCAAACAGAAUAGAUUUGGCCAACGGGACUGCUUCAUCAAAUGGACCGGCGAGCCUCUUUGGAGGAACUUCAGCAGCAACCGCAAAUCCCUUUGGAAAACCGGCAGCACCUACAAAUCCAUUCUCUACUGCGCCGGUAUCACAACCUUCAGCUUUUGGGCAGGCUUCGAAACCAGGGUUUGGCCAUCCAGGGUUUGGACAACCUUCAAAUCCUGCGCAGUCUACCUCAGCUUUUGGACAGCCCUCAAACCCGGGACAAAAUGCAUCUCCUUUUGGGCAGCCUUCAAACUCUGGACAGAACGCCUCGCCCUUCGGCGCGUCUUCGGGUCUCAGUCUGAAACCAUCGCCAUUUGGUCAGCCAUCAACUUUAGGCAGUGCUGGGCAAUUUGGAAAGCCUGCUUUCGGAUCGUCAGGUUUUGGGCAGCCAUCGAUGCCGGGCACUGGGAGUGCAUUUGGACAGACUAGCAGCGUAGGUCAGGCGUCAGCGUUUGGCCAACCUUCAGCGCCAGGUGCAGCAUCUGGCUUUAGCCAAAUCAAUGCUUUGGGUCAGAAGCCUAGCCCGUUCAGCAAUCCUGGUUUUGGACAAAGUGGUUUUGGACAGCCUGCACAACCCAGUGCUGCAGCUUCACAGUUCGGUCAAGCGGCACAGUCGGGAGGAGCCUCUCCUUUUGGCCAACAAACUACAUCCACGCAAUCUCCAUUUGGUCAACCAGCAGCAGCGCCUCAGUCUGCGUUCGGUCAGCCAGCACAGCCAGCACCAUCACCUUUUGGUCAAGCGGCUCAGUCAGGAGCACAAGCCUCGCCAUUUGGCCAAGCUGCGCAGCAAAAUCAGCCACUUGCUAAUCCGUUUCAGCAAGGACGGACUGAGGCACCAGGUGAUAAAGUGAGUCCCUUCGCCAGUGCUUCUUCGCAACCCUCUAUGUUUGGUCAACCGAGCAAGCCAAAUACAAACCCCUUCGGCGCUCCAGUAGCCCAAAAUGGCACUUCACAGCCUGCCAACCCGUUCCUCCAGCGGCAGCCUCCAGCUCAGGCGGCGGCAACUUCAGGAUUUGGCUUCCCGAACCAAGCCGCAACACCUGCAGCACAAACACAAUCACCUCAACCGGCGAGACAGUUCGCAUCUCAAGUCAAAGUCGCAGAUACUAACAUCGAUCCAAAGGAACGCUUCAAGGAGGGCAGGCCAGAGGAAUACGAAGGCGAGCAAGGCAAGAUGCUAGAGGAGAUCUAUAGGCGUGUAGCCCAACUUGGGCGAUUCAAUGAGGACGAGGAUAUACCUUUAACACCGCCGAAAUGCGAAUGGAUCGUACCGAUGUCUGUUUAA
Molecule: messenger RNA, 1926 nt
Organism: Plenodomus lingam JN3
Lineage: Eukaryota; Fungi; Ascomycota; Dothideomycetes; Pleosporales; Leptosphaeriaceae
Source: RefSeq, a predicted model, not a curated record